Thyridium curvatum is the source of this 1044-nucleotide messenger RNA. RefSeq lists its product as uncharacterized. The record is from RefSeq and is a predicted model, not a curated record. Gene Ontology annotation, biological process: peptidyl-lysine dimethylation. Gene Ontology annotation, molecular function: protein-lysine N-methyltransferase activity. NCBI's taxonomy places the organism in Eukaryota, Fungi, Ascomycota, Sordariomycetes, Thyridiales, Thyridiaceae. The transcript has a single exon. Bases 1 to 1044 code for a protein of 347 amino acids.
AUGGCGCUGGUCUCCCGGAUCGCCCUGUCCGGCCCGCCGGCCACGGACCCGGAGGACUUCCUCUCGGACACCUUGGGCGUCGUGUUCCCGGACGACGUCAUGAACCAGCACGGCGACGCCGAGCACGGCCUCGUCUACACGUCGCCGUACCUGCCCAAGCCGCUGAACCUGAGCCUCGCCGACCCGGACCAGGACGAGGACCGCCGCCUCUUCAGCCACUACCUGUGGAACAGCUCGCUGCUCAUGGCCGAGCUCGUCGAGGCCGGCGCCCUGAGGCUUGGCGACGGCGACCGGGCGUCCUCGUUGCUGUUAGGUAAUAGCCCCUCGGCCGGUGGGGGCGACAUCGCCGCGCAGGCACAGCCUGCCGACGGUGCCGUCCCUCCUGCCUUGGCGGGCACGGGCAGCUGCAGUCCCGAGAACGGAGGGCCCGCAGAGGCGCACGCCUUCGACGUGACGGGCCUGUCGACGCUAGAGCUCGGGGCCGGCACGGCGCUGCCCUCGAUCCUGGCCGCCCUGCUGGGUGCCCGCAGGGUCGCCGUGACGGACUACCCUGCCGACUCGGUCGUUCCGAACAUGCGUGCCAACGUCCGGCGGAACGUGCAGGCGUCCUUCUCGCCGCUGGGCACCGCCCUGGCCGGAGCAGACCUCGUGGUCGAGGGACACGCUUGGGGCGAGGUCCCUCCCGCCGAGGGCAACCCUCUGGCCGGUGACGCCUACGAGCACGUCUUUGAUAGGGUCAUUGCGUGCGACUGUCUGUGGAUGCCGUGGCAGCACCAGAAUCUCCGGGCGUCGAUCGACUGGUUCCUGGCCCGCACGCCGUCGGCACGGUGCUGGGUCGUGGCCGGGUUUCACACGGGCCGGGACAAGCUGCGGGACUUUUUCUCGGUCCCGGCCCUCGAGGCGGUAGGCCUGGUCGUGGAGAAGAUCUGGGAGCGGGACUGCGAAGGGUUCGAGAGGGAGUGGGCGUGGGACUGGCCGGGCGAGGACAUCACGGCCCGGAAGCGGUGGCAGGUGGUUGCUAUACUGAAGAGGACGAUGUCGUAG